CCGAGCCAGAGCCCGGCCGGCUGCGCCUCCCCCCCAGCCCGCACCGCGCCGCGGGCCGGCCGCCACCAUGCAGGCCCCGCACAAAGAGCACCUGUACAAGCUGCUGGUGAUCGGGGACCUGGGCGUGGGCAAGACCAGCAUCAUCAAGCGCUACGUGCACCAGAACUUCUCCUCGCACUACCGCGCCACGAUCGGCGUGGACUUCGCGCUCAAGGUGCUGCGCUGGGACGCGGAGACCGUGGUGCGCCUGCAGCUCUGGGACAUCGCAGGUCAAGAAAGAUUUGGAAACAUGACACGAGUCUAUUACCGAGAGGCUAUGGGUGCGUUUAUUGUCUUUGAUGUCACCAGGCCAGCCACAUUUGAAGCAGUGGCAAAGUGGAAAAAUGAUUUGGACUCGAAAUUAACUCUCCCUAAUGGCAAACCAGUUUCAGUGGUGUUACUGGCCAACAAAUGUGAUCAGGGGAAGGAUGUGCUUAUAAACAACGGCCUCAAAAUGGACCAGUUCUGCAAGGAGCAUGGCUUCGUAGGAUGGUUUGAAACAUCAGCUAAGGAAAACAUCAACAUCGAUGAGGCCUCCAGGUGCCUGGUGAAGCACAUCCUUGCCAAUGAAUGUGACCUAAUGGGGUCCAUAGAGCCGGACAUCGUGAAGCCUCACCUUCCCUCCCCCAAGGUCGUCAGCUGCUCCAGCUGUGCUAAAUCCUAGGAGGGGCCUGUGUCUGUGUAUGGCAGACACAAUCCCACUAGCUCAUGAAUUGUGCCUCAAGUGUUACCAUUUUGGGGAAAUCAGGGUAGGGAAACACAUGUGCCAAGCCAAAGAUCUGUGCCUGUACCUUUUCUGGAAGAGAAAUAGCAGUUGCUGGUUUUUGUUGUUGUUGUUGUUGUUGUUUUUAGUGUUCACCCACCAUCCACACAGUGUUUACAAGCUUUGGAACUACUUAGUCUGUUACCAAAUUCUCUUGACCUGCAGGGCAAAAUUCUGGGGGGGCCGACAUCAGCCCUGGUAUUUUCUCUUUCAAAUCAACAGAGUUGUCCAUACUUAAAGAGGAAGGGGAUAAGAGCAAACCAGCUGUCAAGUUAAGGGUUGGUGUUUGCCUUUGCCCCCGGUAUGUCUUUGUUCAGAUUUUAAUGUGUUCUCUGAUGGCCUGGCAGGCUUGUUAAAGAGAAAUGGUAUUCUCUUCCGAGACAACCUCCCUUCUUGGCAGAGAAAAGGGUUGCGUGUGAUUUAGCUCUUCAGUCAUGUCCAUAGCCUCCUGUGCUUUUGUUGCCUUCAUUCCCAUUGUGUACCUGUAGGUGCUUUUCCUCUGGCUUUCUCAGACUCAAGCUGUGGGACUCUUCUAUAUAUGUAAGAUAUAUUAUACAUAUUUUCACAAGUGAGAAAUAAAACAGUGAAUGUUGCUGUUUCCCUAUUUCUGAAAGUGCUCUAAAUUCCUUGGUGUGCUGAAUAUGUUUUUCUUUUUUUGACAAUGUGUAUUUCUCAAAAAUUCAAUUUGGAAUUUUAUUUCUGAAAGACUGUAAGAAGUUAUGCUGAGUGUAUUCCAACUACCUUAUAUCCAUUUUUGGCCAUCAGAGCAAGCAGUGUAUGCCUGUGUGUUUGUUGUUAAUUAGCGGGAUAUAUCCUCCGAUACUCUGACCCAGAAGGUGCUAGACAAACCAACAUAAAGAAGCAAAAUGUGCACAGUGUUGCCUAGCCACCACUGUGCUGAUGAGCACUACAGACAUCGUUGUAAAUAUUCGUGUAUAUGUUGAACUAGAGAUAGAGCCCAGGGAUGUGCAGGGAGUCAAACCUCUGACACUUCAGCCACAUUUUCAAGCUAGUGUUUUUUUAACUGCAUAUUUCAACUAAUACUCAUACUAUACUCACAGGCAUUUAUCUUUGAUAAUAGAUAUUUUUCAGUAUCCUAUUAUAUACUCUUUGAAAAAGCUUGUAUUUUUAUUUUUGAAUAAGGCUUUUGGGGAAAAGUAUGUUAAAUAUAGUUUCUGGCUAUAUCUUUCCUAACUUGUAAUUAUUUUUACAUAUUCUCAUUAGGAGAGACUUAAAUAGCACUCUAACCACAAGUGCGCUAUUAUGUUCUCUUGACACUCACUGUUUCUGUAAGCACCAACCAUGUGGCUCCCCGUUAUAAAUGUAACUCUUUCCCUCAGGACACUCCCUGGACCCUGGGGAGCCGACACCUGAGACCCCAGUUCAGCAAUGCUGGCAGGUACCGUCCCCUGAGGACAAGAGCAGCCCUCCACCAGGAAUCGUGGGGAUAGAGCGAUAUCUAUCCAAGUCGCUUGUUCCUCAGAAAGGACAGUUCCCAGGCAUGCUCUGUGGUCCCUCUGUGGGCAGUCCUCCUGAUUGAAGCCAUUCCCAGUUGGCUUUCUUUCCAUUUCUUAGCUCUUUACAAUUCUACUGGUGCUUCUUGGAUUUACCUUUCAAAUAAACUAAAUUCACUUAAAUCCUUGAGUU
Perognathus longimembris pacificus (Pacific pocket mouse) is the source of this 2449-nucleotide messenger RNA. RefSeq names its product RAB38, member RAS oncogene family (gene Rab38). The coding region runs from base 68 to 703 and encodes 211 amino acids. The transcript is spliced from 3 exons. Gene Ontology annotation, cellular component: Golgi apparatus; vesicle; trans-Golgi network. Gene Ontology annotation, molecular function: GTPase activity; GTP binding. Lineage: Eukaryota; Metazoa; Chordata; Mammalia; Rodentia; Heteromyidae. The record is from RefSeq and is a predicted model, not a curated record. Gene Ontology annotation, biological process: vesicle-mediated transport.